GGAGCUGUGCUUGUGUGAAAGAGCGAGCGAGAGCGAGACCGGGAGCGGGAGAAAAGCUUGCGCAAGGGAGGAGGGAGAGAUGCUCAGGGCGCCACUGCCAGACCGCUGAGGAGGUGGCCCAGGAGGAGCAGCUUCCAUGAGCUCCGAGAUCGGGGGCCCAGUGCCUCGCAGCCCGGCCUUGAUGAGCCAGCCGCCGCCGCCGCUGCCUCCCUCCGCCCUGGAGACGUCCAGCACCGGCAGCAGCACCUCUACCACCCCCGGGGGCGGCGGCAACAGCACCGGCGGCUGCGCUUCCGCGUCUGCGCCAUCCAAGACCAAGAAGGCCAGCUCGGGACUGCGACGCCCGGAGAAGCCGCCCUAUUCGUACAUCGCGCUGAUCGUUAUGGCCAUCCAGAGCUCGCCUUCCAAGCGGCUGACGCUGAGCGAGAUCUACCAGUUCCUGCAGGCCCGCUUCCCCUUCUUCCGCGGCGCCUACCAGGGCUGGAAGAACUCGGUGCGGCACAACCUCUCCCUCAACGAGUGCUUCAUCAAGCUUCCCAAAGGGCUGGGCCGGCCGGGCAAGGGCCACUACUGGACCAUCGACCCGGCCAGCGAGUUCAUGUUCGAGGAAGGCUCCUUCCGACGCCGCCCGCGGGGCUUCCGAAGGAAGUGCCAGGCGCUCAAGCCCACCAUGUACCACCGUAUGGUCAACGGGCUGAGCUUCCUCCCGCAGGGUUUCGACUUCCAGGCGCCCCCUGCCGCGCCCCUGGGCUGCCACCCCAGCAGCUACAACCCCCUGGACGUGAUGCAGGCCGGCGCUGCCUACGAAGCCCACCACGUCCCGCACAUGUCGCCUAACCCAGGCUCCACGUAUAUGGCCAGUUGCCCGGUCCCGUCCAACGGUCCCGACUACGGGCCGGACAGCAGCAGUAGCCCGGUGCCUUCCUCGCCAGCUAUGGCCAGCGCCAUCGAGUGCCACUCGCCCUACGGCAGCCCUGCCGGACACUGGACUGCCUCUGCGGCCUCGCCCUAUCUCAAGCAGCAGGCCCUGCAGCCGCCGCCACCGCCCGCCGCCGCCGCCCCUGCGGGCAUCCACUCGGGAGUGGCCUCCUAUUCGCUGGAGCAGAGCUACCUGCACCAAAACGGCAGGGAAGACCUCUCAGUGGGGCUUCCUCGGUACCAGCAUCACCCCAGCCCGGUGUACGACCGGAAGGAUUUCGUCCUCAAUUUCAACGGCAUCUCGUCCUACCACCCCUCCGCCAGCAGCUCCUACUAUCACCACCACCACCACCACCACCACCAGAGCGUCUGCCAGGACAUCAAGCCCUGUGUGAUGUAAACGCGGACUCCUUAGAGGAGCGGAAGGAGCCGGCCGGCGGCCGCAGGUGGAGGGCGGCGCGAGGCCGCGGAGGCGCUCCAAAAUCCAGCGCGGCCGGGGCAGGGCGCGGAAUAAUCCCGCGGCCGGCUCCGACCGUAAGUACCCCGCACCCUUUAAAGCUACGGGAGGAAGGCGCGCCCGAGGGAAGCCAGCGUGGAGACGCGCCCUCUUCCCCCGCUGGCCUCGCGCAGCGCGAUCCUCCGCAGUCGGAACCGGAGUUUCGUUUCAACCGGGACGUUUGUCUGAUCCUUUCCUGCUCCUUGAAGUGAAACCCCCCUCCACCCCCCGCCGGACUGAUGCCUUGCAGAAGAGCAAAGCCGGGAGGCGUCCCCUCCGCAGCGAACCCCUCUGUGCCCUCUCCCAGGGAGGGACCGACCCCGUACAGGAUUGCUGCCUUGCCCGGGACCAGUUCACAGUUGCAAGCCCCGCACAUGGCACAAGAGGGGAGGGCUACUGUUCCCAUCUCGAUUCCCUCUCGCAGUCAGCCCGACGGGGAUGAUGGGCGCUGAAGUCUGAGGCUCCGAUUAGUAGACGCCCAGCCCGAGGGAGCUCCGAGAUGCUCUCUCCCAAGGAAGGAAAUGCCUGGCUAGAUCGGGCUGCGGGCGCCCUGAGCCGUCCUUGGGCCGCACAGCCUUCCUCCGCCCGAAGCCCUCCGGAGAAGUUAGGUCACGAUUCCCAUCCUCCCUAUUUAUAAGAUGAUGGGAGCUAUAGUUAAAUCCUCGAGAGAGGAUUCCGGGGAUGAAGGAGGCUGGUUUAUGCGGCGUUUUCUGCAGGUCCAUAAUAAGGCUGCCCUAUUCCUUUGCUAGCCCGUGUUUUCAAAAGACGAAACACAUCAUGUUUUCGGUUUCAUUUUAUUUUAUGUCUAGGUGUUUUAUUUAAACAGCAAAAUUUAAAAGGUUGGAUUCGGACUUGGCACAAGUCUGUUGAAAUCGAUAGGAUUUUAGAUGAAGCCCCGUUAAAUUUCGUGGAAUGAUUCUAAGGAUGAGUAAGUCUGGGGCCAACCCGUUGAAAAUUUUUGGCAAGCAGCAGCCACUUCGAUUGGAGGUUGCCCUCUUUUCGUCACAUAAAACUUUUUUUUUUUAAAAGAGCUUUGGAGUAAAAUGUAUCCAUGUAACUCAAACAGAAUCUCAGCUACUGAGCUGACUUCGCCUAUGAUAUAAAUGAAGUACUUUGUACUCCCAUUUCAUUAGCACCGCGUCCAUCGAGGUCAUUUACUUGACAGCCUCAUUCCCCUCCUGCAAAUUUAGCGAAGGGCAAAUAAGAAUUGAGAGACUUCUAGCAGCUGAAUCCCCCACCGCUGACUUCGAGCGUCGCCGAGCCGUCGUUGAGGCGACGAAAAUAGUCCUCAUUAGAAUUCUUUCGGCCCAACGACGGCUGGCUGGCGGUCGAAGAGGCUAGUGGGAGAUCCAUCCUGCCUCUGGUGCUUUAGCGUCUUGAAGAGUUCCUUCCUCUGUGGGAAUGUCUCAGGAAGAGAGGCGAGGCUUUAUUUUCUUUACUGUCAUAGGAACCACGGGAGACAUGGUUAGGAGGUAACAAAUACGGAAGUAUUUUUGUAGCAGAAAGCCUUUGGUCGUUCCCAACCUCAAGGCUUCUUUCUGUCUUGAUUUAUAUUAAAUGCCUUAUUAUUCCAGUACGCCGCUAAGGGAGUCCGCUGGCAUCCACCAGCAUUAUCAAGCGGCACUGAUUUCGGGGGUAGGAUGCGAGUCCAGCAUCUCCAAAUUUCCAGAUUUGGUUAACUCGUCUUGUUCUCAAAUAUUGCAACAUUACCACGUUGGGGGUUAGUUUGUUUUCUAUUUUUUCCCCUUAAGCGUUUAUACCACAGUUGCUGUUGUUUUGUUUUUAAGAAAAAUGAAUUGAAAUAAAUCUUGUGUAUACUCGCACACUAUCGCUUUUCAACCGGAGAGUAUAAUUUGCACUUAUGUAUAACGUUUGUUGGUUUGUCAGAAAUUGUGAUGUACAAGGUUCUUGGGGUGGGCAUUUUUUCCCCAAUAAAACGUAUGUGACACGUG
This is a messenger RNA of Candoia aspera, 3366 nucleotides long. RefSeq names its product forkhead box F2 (gene FOXF2). The transcript has 2 exons. The record is from RefSeq and is a predicted model, not a curated record. NCBI's taxonomy places the organism in Eukaryota, Metazoa, Chordata, Lepidosauria, Squamata, Candoiidae. Gene Ontology annotation, biological process: regulation of transcription by RNA polymerase II; animal organ morphogenesis. Gene Ontology annotation, molecular function: DNA-binding transcription factor activity, RNA polymerase II-specific; RNA polymerase II cis-regulatory region sequence-specific DNA binding. Gene Ontology annotation, cellular component: nucleus. The coding region runs from base 137 to 1318 and encodes 393 amino acids.